This is a messenger RNA of Pleurotus ostreatus (oyster mushroom), 492 nucleotides long. RefSeq lists its product as uncharacterized. The transcript is spliced from 4 exons. Lineage: Eukaryota; Fungi; Basidiomycota; Agaricomycetes; Agaricales; Pleurotaceae. Bases 1 to 492 code for a protein of 163 amino acids. The record is from RefSeq and is a predicted model, not a curated record.
AUGCCUGAGCACUCACAAUACGCGGCCGCAGCCCAUGUACCUCUUAUCAAAUCGCCAAGUCUACGCGUUCCUCGGCCUGUUGAGCUUCCUCCCGACAUCCAUCCGCUACCGGAUAGCAUAUCACCAUAUUUCGUCUAUCCUUUCACUCUAGAACCACACAUCCUCACCAUGGAAUCAGCGCGCCGCAACACCCUCGCGGCACACGCUGCACGCAGAGACGCAUACUUACAAUCCCGCGAGGAAGAGAAGACGCAGAGAAAGCGAGAAGCACUUCGCCGCAUCGCCCCGGGGUUCGAACCGCAGGGUGCCCCUCUGGUUCCGACGAAGCGUGAUUCAGCGAAUUUAGGACAAGGCCAAGGGUUAUGGCCCGCUGGCUCACCGGUGGGAAGUCAUGAGGGUGGUGCUGACGCGUCAAGACCGAGGUCGGCGAUUGAGGAUUUGGUAGAUCAGCUCGAGGCACUGGACGCGGCGUCGUCCAGCAGACGGUCAUGA